Messenger RNA from Haliotis rubra (blacklip abalone), 1213 nucleotides. Its product is annotated as protein shisa-5-like. Lineage: Eukaryota; Metazoa; Mollusca; Gastropoda; Lepetellida; Haliotidae. Bases 399 to 914 code for a protein of 171 amino acids. The transcript has 4 exons. The record is from RefSeq and is a predicted model, not a curated record.
UGUGCAUGCAGAUAUUGUGUAGACCCCUCUGUGCUCAGACGCCUAAAUUACCCUGCCUGCACAGUAGUCACCGAGCCAUACCCGAGAGUGUUAUGUGCACAGUAACGAAAUCCGAGCUCUUCAGAUAUAUACAGAAAAAAAAUCAUUCAAAACAGUUGCCCGUUUCUUUCUGCCAAUAUUUCGUACUACCAUCACACUAAAGGCAUGAGUGCAUGAUCGUCAUGCAUAAAGUGCCUUCAUAACGUAGAAGAAACAGAGGAAUCUUAGAUAGUCUUGUGCAGUGUCAUAGAUCAGGACUUUGCUGGUGUGCAUUGACAAGGCUAUUUUGUAGAUACCCCGUCACGAUCUAAUGCCCUUCAAGGACAGAACAACCCAUAUAUUGGCGAAUCAGUGUCGAGAUGUUACUGCUGAAAGGUCCAUGGAUUGCUGUACCUUGGAUCACUGUCUCGUAUGCCUCUAAGUUGUGUUAUCGUUGGGGCUACAAGGCCUUGUACUGCCCCGACAUAUGCUGUGGUACCAUCGACAACAGACACUGCUGUGGAAAUGGAAGCGACGGCGGCAGUAGCAUCACGUCGACGUCGUACAGCUGGGUCGCUGCUGUUGGGCUGAUCACCUUGAUGGUACUUAUCCGCUGCUGCUAUUGUCUCCGGUCAAGAAAACAACGUCACAAUGAAAACAACCCCUCCCUCAGACCUUCCGUCAUAUCCACAGGCUCGCUGCCGCCUCCACCUGCACUCAACAGAAGCCACGCCUACCCUGACCAGCCUCCUGCUUACUACCCAGGAAUGGCACAGCCACCCCCAUCAUACGCUGAAGUAAUGGCUGGAACAGCCUACCCACCGACGGCAGAGUCAUCGUGUCAACCAGCACCAAGAACGUGCCCUCCACAGACAGAUUCUCUGUGUACUGCCUGAAAGCAGAACACAUCCAUGUGUUUAUAGUAUCUGUUGUGAUGCAGUUAACUGUUCCGAACAACGUAUUACUGUCAUGCUAUGUGAGAGGGAAGACUUUAAAUCAAUAAACUGUACAUCAUUGUGGGGAUACGGGUGGUCCCGUGGUUAAUGGUGAGGUCCCACUGAUCGUGGAUUCGAAUUUCAGGAUUUUCUUGAUGAUGUUGCGUGUAUCUGUCAUCACUGCACACCCACACACCCACACACCCACCCACACACACACACCCACCCACACACACACACCCACACCCACACACACCCAC